This is a messenger RNA of Lasiodiplodia theobromae, 1428 nucleotides long. RefSeq names its product tRNA-specific adenosine-34 deaminase subunit tad3. Gene Ontology annotation, molecular function: tRNA-specific adenosine-34 deaminase activity. Lineage: Eukaryota; Fungi; Ascomycota; Dothideomycetes; Botryosphaeriales; Botryosphaeriaceae. Gene Ontology annotation, cellular component: cytoplasm; nucleus. The record is from RefSeq and is a predicted model, not a curated record. The transcript is spliced from 2 exons. The coding region runs from base 1 to 1428 and encodes 475 amino acids.
AUGAGCACAAAGCAAAGCGCCGGCGGUCACCCUCACGACCAUGUCGUGGAGGGCCUCGGCAUCACUCCUCUCAAAGGCCAUCUAGUGCCGCUGAAGACCAAAGGCGAAAUCCGCGCGAGCAACGAGCUGAUCGACGUAUACGUCGUAGAGCUCCCAGCCCGCUCCGCCAAUGCCGUCCUCAGCAUCCUCCGCAGCGCCCUUCCCGCCGACACCACGACGCCCGCAGUCGACAUCCAACACCUCCGCCGCGUCAUCAAACCGUCCUUCCUCCCUCCGCCCGCCCUGGGCCUCCUCACCCCCAACCGCGUAAACGCCCCUGCCUCCUUCGGCGAGACGCGCUUCCUCCUCGUCUGCCCCACGACGCAAAUCGCCCCGUCUGACCUCUCCACCCUGCUAUCCGCACACCCACCCUUCAAACCCACCGAGCCUGCCGCAGACAACGACGACGACAGCACCGCACCCGCCGAAAGCGUCACCACCCCGUCCUCUUUCCCCCUCGCCAUCCACACCCUCCCCGUCCCGGCCCUCGCGCCCACCUCCGCGCCCCAGGCCGACGGCUGGACCGCGACGUACUGGCCCGUCGCCUACAAGCACACCAACCCCUACGGCCCGCACCCGUCGCUCGUCUCGCGCGCCGCGGCCGAGGUCAGCCCCCGCGCAGGGACGUGGCUGGCGCUGGCGGAAUGCGGCGCGUGGCAGGCUGUGGAUGCGGGGAUGACGGCUGCGGGAGCGGCGGUCGGCGCGGUAGUCGUGGAGAGGCGGUUGGAUGGGAAUGGGCGCGCGGUGCAGGAGGGGAGGUGUGUUGUUGUGGCGGGGGAUGCGAGGAGGUGUGGGAUGGUGGGAGGUGAUGAUGAUGAUGCUGGUGCUGGGGAGAGCGAGGGGUGUGGUGGGGUGGGUGCUGGGAAUGUCAUGGCGCAUGCGGUGAUGCGGGCGAUUGGGAUGGUGGCGCUGAAGCGGUUGAGGCUGGAGGAGGCGGCUGGGAAGAGCAGUACGCAAGCUGGGGAUUCUGAAGGGCAGGGCGAGGAGAAGGAGCAGAAGCCUUCGCGUGCCUGCUGUGAUCCUGUCGAGCCGGUCUUUGCGGUGCAGCCGCGUACGGAGGUCGAGAAGGCGCUGUUUGAGCGCGACGAUAAUCUCUCGCCGAACGGAUAUCUCUGCGUGGAUCUGGAGAUUUACCUCACGCAUGAGCCCUGCGUUAUGUGCUCGAUGGCUAUCCUGCACUCCCGAUUCAACAGGGUCGUUUUCAACCGCCGCAUGCCUCGCUCUGGUGGUAUGACGGCGGAUGAACACGGAGUGGGUCACGGGCUGUUCUGGCGGCCGGCGGAGUUGAAUUGGAAGUUUCUCUGCUGGGAGUUUGUGGAGGACAAUGAGGGUGCGAAAGAUGAGGAUGAAGAGAGCAAGCUCAUUGUAGAUGAUGGCAUAAACGCUUGA